AUACCUGCACAGAUGGAUAAUGUGUAAGUUCCAAUUCUGUGAACUUGAAGUUCAAUGAAAAAGGGAAAAUCGAAGGAAAAAAGCUCUUUUUCCUUUCAUCUGAUGUAGAGUUCUGAUUUUAUAAGGUCUAUGUUACUGAAAACUAGCAGAUGCUAGUUAGAUGACAUCAGUUUCUAAUAUUUGAGGUGUAAUUUUGAAGAUUUGAGAAGAGAAAUAAGGAACUUUAAAUGAACAUAAGAUUUUGCUACAAAAUGAAUUCCAGAGCUUGCAGAGGAAGAACAAACCAUCUUCAACUUAGAAGUGAAAUGGAAUCAGAGGAAGUGUGGUCUUUUAUAAACCUUCAUUAAUUUGAUGAUAAAUUCUUUGUUAAAUAUAGAAUUCUUGGAUGGAAGACUUCUCUUGGAGGCAGAGAUCUAUACACUGCUUGAUUUUGAACCCCCACAUUUGCAUUAAUCUGAAAAGAAGAUGUCCCUGUAUGAUGACCUGGGAGUGGAGACCAGUGAUUCAAAGACAGAAGGCUGGUCCAAAAACUUCAAACUUCUGCAGUCUCAGCUUCAGGUGAAGAAGGCAGCUCUCACUCAAGCAAAGAGCCAAAGGACAAAACAGAGUACAGUCCUUGCCCCAGUGAUUGACCUAAAGCGGGGUGGCUCUUCAGAUGAGCGGCAGAUUGUGGACACACCACCCCAUGUAGCAGCCGGGCUAAAGGAUCCUGUUCCUAGUGGAUUUUCUGCAGGAGAAGUUUUGAUUCCCUUGGCUGAUGAAUAUGAUCCGAUGUUUCCUAAUGAUUAUGAGAAGGUAGUGAAGCGCCAAAGAGAGGAACGACAAAGACAGCGGGAGCUGGAAAGACAGAAAGAAAUAGAAGAAAGAGAAAAAAGGCGUAAAGACAGACAUGAAGCCAGUGGGUUUUCAAGGCGACCAGAUCCAGAUUCUGAUGAAGAUGAAGAUUAUGAGCGAGAAAGGAGGAAAAGAAGUAUGGGAGGAGCUGCCAUCGCACCACCCACUUCUCUUGUAGAGAAAGACAAAGAGUUACCCCGUGAUUUUCCCUAUGAAGACGAUUCAAGACCUCGAUCACAGUCUUCCAAAGCUGCUAUUCCUCCCCCGGUGUAUGAUGAACAAGAUAGACCCAGAUCUCCAACAGGGCCUAGCAACUCCUUCCUUGCUAACAUGGGUGGCACAGUAGCACAUAAAAUUAUGCAGAAAUAUGGCUUCCGAGAAGGCCAAGGCCUAGGGAAGCAUGAGCAAGGCCUGAGCACUGCGUUGUCAGUAGAGAAGACAAGCAAGCGAGGAGGCAAGAUCAUUGUCGGUGAUGCUACGGAGAAAGAUGCAUCCAAGAAGUCUGAUUCAAAUCCAUUGACUGAAAUACUUAAGUGUCCUACUAAAGUGGUCUUACUUAGGAACAUGGUUGGUGCAGGAGAGGUAGAUGAAGACUUGGAAGUUGAAACCAAGGAAGAAUGUGAAAAAUAUGGCAAAGUUGGAAAAUGUGUAAUAUUCGAAAUUCCUGGUGCCCCUGAUGAUGAAGCAGUACGAAUAUUUUUAGAAUUUGAGAGGGUUGAAUCAGCAAUUAAAGCUGUUGUUGAUCUGAAUGGGAGGUAUUUUGGUGGACGGGUGGUGAAAGCAUGUUUCUACAAUUUGGAUAAAUUCAGGGUCUUGGAUUUGGCGGAACAAGUUUGAAUUUAAGAACCCAGAGCACGACUCAUCUCUGAUGAUCCCUAAAUGAGCUGCAGACUGAGCAAAGAAGAAAAGGCAGCAGCCUUUUGGCUGUUGGGUGCUGAGACUCUUGAAAGGACUUCUAAGAUAUAUGUUGAUUGAUCCCUUUUUUAUUUUGUGGUUUUUUAAUAUAGUAUAAAAAUCCUUAAAAAAAAAACAAAAAACAAAACCAACAACAAUCUGUGUGCCUCUCUGGUUGUUUCUCUUUUUUAUUACCACUUCUGAGUUGAUUACGUUUUUUUGCUAGGAUUUCAUAGUAAUUCUCAAGUGCUUCAGUGAUAACUAAAUUUCUUGCACUAAAAAUAUUUUAGAAUGUUUUGGGUCAUGGGGUUUCAUUCAGUUACCCUUUUCUUUCCUUCUGUCCUUCUCUCCUUCUUUUAUUAUCUUUUUUUUUGUUUGUUUUAAAUAAAACCUACACGUUAUUAAACUGUAGCUUCAUAAAUUUCAUAAUAAAAUAUCAUCUUGGCAGUCUGUCCAAGGUGAAAAUGUCUGCUUUCUCUAACAGAGAAAUUCUUAACUGACUCCAGUCAUAGAGAAAACUCUUUACAACCUGAACUAAGAUUAAAGAACUCUGAGCCUACCAUGACCUGUUUGGAUGACUCAUUUGCCAUUAAGCUGAGUCAGACUAUAGGGGUUGUGACAAUUUAGGGGGUAUAUGGGUAUAGAAAUCAUGAACCUAGCAUUGCUUUCAGAGAUCCAACCAUAGUCUUUAGAUUGGAAAUGACAAGUUAAUUCAAAACCUCACAAGUACAUUGUAAAUGUGUGCCCAGUUAUGUUUUGGAAAUGGCAAUUCCUCAGGGUCGUGCUUCUACUGGCAAAAUUUUGCAGUCGUGUUCUGUUACAUGUCAUUUUGAAAUUUAUAAAGUUCAGCUACUUCGGCUACUUAAACCGUACUGCCAAUUAAUAUAAUUCUGGAAUUGUGAAGAAUUGUACCAUUGAGAUGCAAUGGUGUAAAUGGUUAAAAAAAAAAAAAAAAUUUUGGUAUUGAGGUUGAUUUGUCAGAGCAGGAGAUAUUUCCAGAAUAUUCUUGCGCCUGUGUUCUGUUCCUUGCUUGCCCAAAUAUCAAACUGCACGUGACUUUCCUGAAGUGGCAACUAAAAGACAUGUACCUGUGUUGUCUCUAGGUUAUUACAACAUGAAAGAAUAUUGUGACCCUUAAGUGGAGGAAAAGAACUCAACAUUUCUUUGCAUCCCUGGACUUGGUUUGCAGACAUUAAGGAAUAUUCUGACCCUUUUUACAAAAGGAUUUUCUCAUGUUUUUAUUUAACAUAAAUAAAGGAAUAACAUUUUAUCUUUUGUGGUAUUAUAUUGCUGAAUAAAAGUGAAUUAAGACUCAA
Choloepus didactylus (southern two-toed sloth) is the source of this 3044-nucleotide messenger RNA. RefSeq names its product RNA binding motif protein 17 (gene RBM17). The coding region runs from base 466 to 1671 and encodes 401 amino acids. Gene Ontology annotation, cellular component: precatalytic spliceosome. NCBI's taxonomy places the organism in Eukaryota, Metazoa, Chordata, Mammalia, Pilosa, Megalonychidae. The record is from RefSeq and is a predicted model, not a curated record. Gene Ontology annotation, molecular function: RNA binding. Gene Ontology annotation, biological process: mRNA cis splicing, via spliceosome; alternative mRNA splicing, via spliceosome. The transcript is spliced from 12 exons.